CAACUGUUCCAUCACAGAAGUCACAGGAUCUCAACACACACCGACAUGACAGCCUUAUUCGUAGUCUCCGCUUUACUCGCCACAGCGUCAGGAUUUGUCCUUGAUACAUUCAUACACAAAACUCCUCACACCGUCACACAGCUCGACGAUGCCAAGUAUCUCGGUCGGUGGUAUCAGAUGUGGUCAAGCGAGUCAGUGGGGAAAUGGUUUGAACAAGGAGCGAAAUGUGUGACGGCGGAUUAUGGCCUCAGCCCUGACGGUCGCAUCACUGUCCUCAACUCUGAACGUGUUAGCAGCCCUACUGGUCACCUCAAGGUCAUCCACGGCUUCGUCAACAAGACCGCCGUCGUCGGACAGCUGAAAGUUUCCCUUGAAACUGUCCCUUUCGCAGCCCCAUACUGGGUGCUGAAACUGGGCCCGGCUACAUUCGGCGCAAACAAGCAAUACCAGUACAGCAUUGUCAGUGACAACAUCGAGGGGACGCUGUUCGUUCUGGCACGUGACCGACAGGUGUUCAAAGCCCAAUACGAGGCUGAAGUACUGAAGUUCCUCAGUGAACAGGGAUUCACAACAUUCUACAACAAACCAAUCCGCACGUACCAGGAAUCGGAUUGUGUUUACAACCCAGACAAGGGACACUAAAAUAUAUGGUGGCUAGGACACGUGCUACCAUCACUAUUUGAUAGUGAUAAAUAAACACAGCUUAUGAUGAUAACGCAGAACGGAGAUUUUUUUAUGAUUAUAGAAAGUGUUUUGUCGCUAUUGUCUUCAUAUUCCUGUCUGGAGGAAGUCUAACUUGAAAUUUAAUUAGUCUUAUGUAGGUCAGAUAUCUGUUAUUUCAAUUUGGAUCCGAACGCUUAACGAUAAAUUGAUGUUUACAUACUAAAGGCAUCUUAGGUUUGAAGUAGGGAAUGGAAUUGGAUACCUGAUUUUGACCAAUCAGAAUCAAGCAUUCUUCAGUGUCAUGGUAGAGUCCAAGUAUGCCGAAAUGAAUACUUGUAUUCUACCAGUGUGUUGGAUGGCCAGGAAUCAAUCGCUAUCAUGGGUUCAAUAGAUUCUUGAUUAUGAUUGUUGCUAAAUAGGGAAGGUCUCCAAAAAGACAGAAAUAUGAAAAAUAUGAAAUUAGGCACGUCUUCUUCAGAAUGCUUUUACGUAUCAGAACGGACGCUCAAAGCAAUUCUGUAUGCGACCUCUAUGUCUAUUUCACAUGGGUGGUCUUUUAGGUUGAAAAUUCGACAAAUAACAUGCACAUUUCUAUGUGUUUUUCAUUUUAAAUUUUUCAAACAUUUUUCCCUUCUUGUUCUGGUCUGCCAUUUGGGUGUAGGCGUUCAUCAUACAUUUAGACGAGAGAUUUAUUAUAUAUGUAAGUUAUAAGGAAGUAGAACAUGUGUUUAACUCUCAAGUCUUAUCAAAUUGAGUUUUUAAUUGAAUGCGAUGAAUUGUGCUGAAUCAACGUUGCAGCAGCAUUGUUUGGGCUAUUCGCGGCUGAAUGACUUAUACUGUGCUUUACACACAAUAAUUGCGGUCAGCGUAUGAUGGUGUUGUAUAUAUAUUGUUGAAAUGGUGAUGUGUGGUAAUCGUUCAUUAAACAGAACAUUUUUGUUAAAA
Molecule: messenger RNA, 1608 nt
Organism: Haliotis rufescens (red abalone)
Lineage: Eukaryota; Metazoa; Mollusca; Gastropoda; Lepetellida; Haliotidae
Product: temperature-induced lipocalin-1-like
Exons: 4
Coding region: 46-642 (198 amino acids)
Source: RefSeq, a predicted model, not a curated record